This is a messenger RNA of Triticum urartu, 3144 nucleotides long. The record is from RefSeq and is a predicted model, not a curated record. NCBI's taxonomy places the organism in Eukaryota, Viridiplantae, Streptophyta, Magnoliopsida, Poales, Poaceae.
UUUUAAUUCGCUCAUGCACAGUUCUGUAAAUCCUACUCAUCUUCGCUACCUAAAACUAACAGCCAAGGAGCUGCAAGGAGAUUUGCCUCAGUUUUUGAGCAAUUUUUGCCACCUUCAAGUAUUAGAUGUUGGCUCAAAUUACCUUAAUGUACCUCAUAGCAUGAAUAAUCUUGUCAGUUUGCGCCAUCUUGUGGCAGUUUCCAUUGCUAGAAUUGGCAAGUUGGCCUCACUUCAGACACUAAACAAUUUCAGCGUAGAUGAUUCUGAUGGCUUUCGGAUUAUAGAACUUCAAUCCAUGAACGAUCUUGCCCAGCUUAGGAUUUCUCAACUUCAAAAUGUUAAAACUCGGGAGGAGGCUUGUGGGGCAGGACUGAGAUAUAAACGACACUUGGAAAAGCUGCACUUGUCCUGGAAUAUGUCAGAUGUUGAAUCUGACUCGGAUGGCAGCAAUGAAUCUGACUCGGAUGACAACAAUGAAUCUGACUCGGAUGACAGCAAUGAAUGCGAGAAUGUCAUGAGCUCUGAACCUUCUACCAGCAUAGAAACAGAGGAGUGCUUGCCAACAGAGGUGCAUAUGGGUCUUGCAAGUUCUACCAGCAUCGUGGAAAUGGAGGAACGCUUGCUAACACAGAUGAAUGAGGUUCUUGAACCUUCUACCAGCAUAGAAAAUGAGGGGUGCUCUCCGGCAGAGGUGCUUGAGGGUCUUAGACCAUACAACAACCUAAAGCAUCUUGAGAUAUCUGGAUAUAAUGGUGUUACCUCUCCUUCUUGGCUUGCUAGCAAUACCUCUUUACAGACUUUGUAUUUGGAUAGCUGUAGAAAAUGGCGGAUACUUCCAUCUCUGCAAAGGCUUCCGCUUCUUAGAAAAUUGAAGUUAAGAGGUAUGCCAAAAGUAGUAAAAAUAUCAGUUCCUUCAUUAGAGGAGCUGCUGUUAAUUGAAAUGCCAAAGUUGGAGACAUGCUCCUGCACUUCUAUGAGGGAGUUGAACUCUUGUUUAAGGGUUCUGAAAAUUAAGAAUUGCACUGUACUGAAGGAGUUUGAUCUGUUUGGGAACAGCCAUGAAUUUAAAAUUGAGCUGAAGUCAUGGUUGCCACGUAUUUGGGAACUCAUUAUCCACAACUGUCCUCUUUUGCUGGUAUCACACCCUUUACCAUCUUCAAGUACUGUUUCUAGGAUUUCCAUGAGCGGAAUUCCAAAAUUUCCAAGAAUAGAUUCACGGUCCUGCGGAAGUUUAACCAUCGGCGAGGAUCCUGAGAUGUCUGAUUCUGAUGAUGAAUAUGGUUCUGGUGAGGAUCGUUUUGACAAGUUCUCUGAUAAUCUAUCAGUGUUAGAUGGAAAUAUUUUGGCAUUCCAUAAUCCAAGGUUCCUGACAAAGUUGACAAUAAGUCGUUGCCGAAAUCUAAUGUAUAUUUCAUUCAAAGGAUUAAGUCAACUUGUAUCCUUAAAGAGACUGGAAAUAGUGGACUGUCCAGAACCUUUUGGUUUCAAUGUUCCACCAGACCAUACCCAUGAAGAUUUAUUUGAAGCUGAUACCCAUGAAGAUUUGACAGCUGCAAAUUGGAAUGCCCUCCCAUCUCUUGAAUAUUUAGAGAUUUUUUCAUGUGGAAUAACGUGGCAGUGGCUAUCUGUGAUUCUACAACAUGCGCCAGCACUAACGGAAUUGAAUUUAAAGAACUGCCCAGAAUUGGAAUCUCUACAACUGAACUCCUGCACGACACUGCAAAAGUUGAGGGUAUAUAACUGUGAAUCGCUCGGCACACUAGAGGUCUUGCAAUCCCGUUCCCUCAGGGAUAUGGAAGUAUAUCAUGUCCCAAAAUUGAAAUCCCUACAGCUGCACUCUUGCACGGCAAUGGAAGAGUUGGUCAUCCAUGGAGCUGCAGUCUGCAUGCUAAGGGGCUCGCAAUCACUCAGGCAGUUGCGACUCCAUGCAAGCCAGUAUUUGGAAUCUCUACGGCUGCACUCCUGCACGGCACUGCUAAUGUUGGAUAUUCGGAGCUGCACAUCACUCUCUACACUGGAGGGCUUUCAAUCCCUUGGCAGCCUCAUGUAUUUGUAUCUACGGGAAUGCCCUUGCUUGCAUUCAUGUUUGGAGGGUUUGCCAGUGCAGGACUACGAAUUAUGCCCUCAACUGAAAUAUCUUUCUAUUAGUGACUUCUCUUUCCUUGCCACGUCUUUCUGCAAGCAACUCACAUCACUCCAGAGCUUAGAAAUUAGUGGUUUUGAAAAAGAAACACCAGCAGAAGGACUAACAGAUGAGGAAGAGACAGGGCUUCUGCUCCUCAGUUCCCUUACAGAGCUCCGAUUUAUGUGUUACAAAUAUCUCAAAGAUCUUCCUGCAGGCCUGUACAGACUUCGCUCCCUCCAGGUGUUGGAUAUUUCAUUUUGUCCGAGCAUCUCAGGAUUGCCGGACCUCCCGCCUUUUCUAGAGGAGUUGAAAGUCUUCCGGGGCAGUGAGGAGCUGAAACGUCAAUCCAAAUCGCUAGUGUCAAGCAAGUUAAAGGUCAAAAUUGACGACCAAUAUGUGAGCUGAUUACUCGUGGCUUGUUAUGCACACAUGCACAACAGAUACAGUUGUAAACUUGUACUGCUUUUGAGUUCCUCGACAGGUUUGUUUUCACUUCAGAACCUCAUCCUCUUGUGAUUUGUUUUGCUGCCAUAUCAACAGGAACUCCAAGACACAAUUUCCAGGAUGUGUUGUGCUGUUCAUCACAAGUUGGCCACAAGAAGCUUAUUCAAAACUUCCUUGAUACACUAGCCAGAAAUACUCUGCAGCUACAGUAAUGCACUUUGUAUUUCGGAACUCCACCUCUUAGCCAGCAUAUGUUGCUCCAUCAGAAUUCAGGGCGCGUCGGCAGACACUGAUUUGCUCAUAGAUUUGAAUAUGCGACCUUGCUGGGUUUGGCUACAAAUUUUUUUUCAUUGUAAUAUGUACGUUCCAAGGAAUUCGUUUUGUUUUGUGGUUUCUUUUGUGAUGCCACAAGACCAACGUGUUGUGCUUCAGACAGUGCGUGGUUAUUCAGCCAGUUUUGCUCCAGAGCUAUAGAGGAACUAAAUCUUGUUGAAUCGACACGAUUCUGAAUUGAGUCGUUCGCUCCUUUGCGCCUUUGUUACAGGCUGAAGGCGACUUUGCGUCUCCAAGUUCCA